This is a messenger RNA of Rotaria sp. Silwood2, 1054 nucleotides long. Lineage: Eukaryota; Metazoa; Rotifera; Eurotatoria; Philodinida; Philodinidae. The record is from the annotation of a GenBank genome assembly.
UAGAGGAAUAAAAACUCGAUUCAAUCAUAGAAUUGUUUGUUUUUUUUUUUAAAUAUUUAUAUUUAAUCGGGCUAAUAAAAUGUUGUUGAGGAAAGUAAAUAAUCUUAAAUGAAAAUGUUUUCAUAGAAUAUAAACAAACUGUUUUUUUUUCAUUGAUUCUCGAUAUCUAUAAAAAUGUUUGAAUUAUAUACAAGAUAAAAUGAAAUGAAAACAAUAUUGUUUAGUAAUGUCAUCAUUCUUCUAUCAAGUCAUGUCAAAAUAAUAAAAACAUUUGACAUUCUAUUUAAAUACAGUAAACAAGGCAAAACUAUCAAAAAUAACAUAAUCAAUCUAUAUAGAACAGACAUAACAGUAACAUUCUUUUAAACAAUGAAAAACAAUUGAAAUUACUAUGUAGAUUAAUAAAGAAUUUGACCUAUUAUUAUACGACGUUUCAAAACAUUUUGAAACUGAAUGAACUAAAAUAUAUAAAAUAAGUUCAUUUAGAAUUAAGACAAGACUCAUCAUUCAUAUAUAACGACAGCUUUCAAUCAAAACUGUGCCUUCGUAUUAAACAAAAUCGCUUUUCGUGAUUGGCCGAUUCUUUACUUAUGUAAAUUUUUUUAACACUCAUGAAAUUCAAUUUGCAGACAAAUAAAUCUAUUUUUAGUUCUUUUUGAAAGUCUAUAUUUCUAAAUUAAUAUUUUAAACAUGAAAAAAAGUACUUGUUGAUAGUAGAUAUGACAGACUCGAAUAACAUUAAUAUCAGAAAGGAUUUAUGAAUUUUAAAAUCCAAAAAUCAGUAAAUUCCCUGUUCAAAGUCUCGAUUAUAAUUUCAAACAAAACGUUUAUAUUUCAGACAUUUCCAUUACGUCCAUUGUCUGAACAUUCUCCAUGUGAUCAUAUUAUAGAUUGACCUCAAUUAAGUAUAACACAAGAUAAUACAACAGUUCGAUUAACUUGGAAUUUACCUUCAACACCAAUAGAAUAUAUAGAAAAUUAUAAAAUUUAUGCAUAUAAACAAAAUGGAAGUUUAACAAAAUCUGAUUGGAAAAAAAUUAGUAUAGUUAAAUAA